AUGUUUGACGUUAAACGAAGAGCAGGUCGACCAGAUGUCAUUCUUUUGAAAAUUGAUGGUGCACGAAAACAAGCUUCUUUUUGGGUUGAUCUGAGUCGACAUGCACACAUUGCUAGAACAUAUGGUCUUGUCUAUGAAAACAAUUCGAUUAUGCUCUUAGCUAGUUCACUGUAUGCAUUAGCACUCGGUGCGGCAAAAACAACUCUCAAUGAGGCUUAUAAUCGAGGUAUAAUCCCCUGGCCGAAAAUAAGUAAUGAUGGUGAAGUUGUUCGACGUGUUCUAAAUGGUGAAAUAUCGCCAAAGCCAUCUAACUGUAGUGAUGAUUGCUGGUCAGUUAUUUGUAAAAUGUGGGCUAAAUCGCCAAAAGAUCGACCAACAUUUGCUGAAUUAAAACAUCUUCUAGCUGAACAGUCAUUUUGUUCAAGCAGUUUGAAUACUCUAUUGACACAACUGCUGUCAAGAACAAGUGCAGAAUUUGGAACGGUAGAAAGAGAGUUUAUAAACGGUUGGCUAAACGAGUAUCGACAAAAAAUACGAGUAGAAGAAAUUUAUAAAAUCCACCAUGCAUCCUUAGAAUCAAGAUACCAACAAUUCGUUCGGUCAAAUCCGAAAUAUGCGACGCAAGAAUGUAUCGGAUGGCAUGGAACUUCAUCCAAUUGUCGAAAUGGUCAAUGCAAGUCUCUGUCAAAUUAUUUUGCACGGAUUUUGAAAGGACUCUGUACGUGGGGAGAGGCAACUUAUUAUGCCACUCAAAGCUUUGCUUGCCACACUUAUAAUGGAGAUUCACAAUCUCAAAUGCACAAUGGAACUGCUGUAAGGUGUACAAUAAUAGUAAAGCUAAAUCGUGGGAUUGCCUUCAGCAAAGAAAAGUACACACGAUUUCGGCUGGGCACUAGUUCUGACGCAUCUAUUCCUGCGUUGAUAACCAUGUUUAAACAUGAAACUGCUAAUUUUAGUCGCGAUUAUUAUAUCUGUCCGGUCGAAUAUAUCUUAUCUUACAAUGGUCCUGAAUGUUUAGGCUCGUAUCGGUAUCCCGAUACUACAAAUUACAAUGGCAUUUCUCGUGAUCUAAAUGAUUGUGGACUUGUCGAUCUCACUCCAGAGUUUUUGCAGGAACUCGCUUCGGGCAACAUUUGA
Messenger RNA from Adineta ricciae, 1137 nucleotides. NCBI's taxonomy places the organism in Eukaryota, Metazoa, Rotifera, Eurotatoria, Adinetida, Adinetidae. The record is from the annotation of a GenBank genome assembly.